Messenger RNA from Andrographis paniculata, 1438 nucleotides. Its product is annotated as 2-alkenal reductase (NADP(+)-dependent). The transcript has 5 exons. The record is from RefSeq and is a predicted model, not a curated record. NCBI's taxonomy places the organism in Eukaryota, Viridiplantae, Streptophyta, Magnoliopsida, Lamiales, Acanthaceae. Bases 190 to 1251 code for a protein of 353 amino acids. Gene Ontology annotation, molecular function: oxidoreductase activity, acting on the CH-CH group of donors, NAD or NADP as acceptor.
CGGUAAGUGCACCUACUCGCCGUCCUGGUGGAAUCACACACAGUGACAGCCAGUGGCUAGGAUUGAAUCUGAAGCGACAUUGAUUGAUUGAUGAUUGAGGAGGGAGGUUCAAGAUCAGGCUCAUUCAUUCAUUUCUCACAUUUAGUUUAAUUUAGUUUGUUUCGAGGAUUCAAAGAGGAAAGGGAAAAGAUGAGUGCAGCAGCAGUAGGUUUGGGGAAAAUGGUGGAUAACAAGCAGAUUAUAUUCAAAGGAUACAUAGAGCAGCGAGCACCUGAGGAGACAGACAUGGAAGUGAAGGUGGGAAACAAGAUGAAGCUGGAAGCUCCAAAAGGCUCUGGCGCCAUCCUCGUCAAGAAUCUCUACCUCUCUUGCGAUCCCUACAUGCGUGCCCGAAUGCGCGACUUCCAUGGCUCCUACUUUCCGCCUUUUGUUCCUCAUUCCGUUGUUGAGGGAUUCGGUGUGUCCAAAAUAAUCGAUUCAGAUAAUCCCAACUUCAAAGGGGGAGAGUUUGUUGCUGGAUUUACUGGGUGGGAAGAGUACACUUUGAUUUACAAGACUGAGCAGUUGAGAAAAGUUGAGCCUGAUCAUCGUAUUCCACUGUCGUAUCAUAUCGGCCUCCUCGGGAUGCCUGGCUUCACAGCUUAUGCUGGAUUCUAUGAGGUUUGUAGCCCUAAGAAAAACGAAUAUGUGUUCGUAUCUGCUGCCUCUGGAGCUGUCGGGCAACUUGUUGGCCAGCUUGCAAAACUACAUGGAUGUUAUGUUGUUGGAAGUGCCGGGUCCAGCGCAAAAGUCGGUCUUCUGAAGAAGGAACUUGGUUUCGACGAUGCUUUCAACUACAAAGAAGAAGGGGAUCUUGAUGCUGCCCUUAAAAGAUACUUCCCAGAAGGCAUCGACAUAUACUUUGAAAAUGUGGGGGGAGCCAUGCUCGAGGCUGUGCUGCAGAACAUGAGAGUUAAUGGACGGAUUGCUGUUUGCGGGAUGGUGUCUCAGCAUAGCAUGUCGGAUCCAGAUGGGGUCAGGAACUUGUUCAAUCUUGUCCCAAAGCGCAUCCGGAUGCAGGGCUUUCUGCAGAGCGAUUUCUUGCAUCUAUAUCCGAGGUUCCUUGAGGAGGUGGGCAGCCUCUACAAGCAAGGGAAGAUAAAGUAUGUGGAGGACAGGAAUGAGGGGCUCCAAACUGGUCCAACUGCAUUUGCAGGACUCUUCUCUGGGAAGAAUACUGGAAAACAGGUUAUUUGUGUAGCCCAUGAAUAAAAUAAAAUGAACAAGAUAGAUGGAAACAAAAGCAUAUCUCAAGACUCAAGUCAAGGAUGAUGCUAUCUGUUUUCUAGUUUGCUUAUUCACUUUAAUUAAUUUUUUGCAUAUGAUAUUCCAACCGCUUAUUUUCCCCGAGGAUGUUGAGUACUGUUACUAUUAUUAAUGAUUCACGUGUAAGGCUUUA